Molecule: messenger RNA, 1596 nt
Organism: Sorex fumeus (smoky shrew)
Lineage: Eukaryota; Metazoa; Chordata; Mammalia; Eulipotyphla; Soricidae
Gene: HMGA1
Product: high mobility group AT-hook 1
Exons: 6
Coding region: 351-641 (96 amino acids)
Biological process (GO): regulation of DNA-templated transcription
Cellular component (GO): chromatin; nucleus
Molecular function (GO): transcription coregulator activity; DNA binding
Source: RefSeq, a predicted model, not a curated record
CACCCGCGCGCGGCGGCGGCCGGCGGGCAGCGCCCUUUUAAAUCCCCGGGCUCAUUUGCAUGGCCCCGCCCCCGCGGUGACACGGCUGGCGCGGGCGGGCCCGUCCCCCGUGCCCCUGGGUCGCUCUUUUUAAGCUCCCCUGAGCCGGGGCUGCGCUCCUCUAAUUGGGACUCCGAGCCCGGGCUAUUUCUGGUGCUGGCGCGGCUCCAGGAAGGCAUCCGCAUUUGCUCGCGGCGGCGGCGGCGCCAGGCCGGUCUCCGCGCCCAGCAGCGUCGCUCCCGGCAGGCCGGCGGCCGAGCUCGCGCACCCCAGCCUCCCUGUUGUACCUGCCGCAGCGAAGGGAAGGAAAGAUGAGCGAGUCAAGCUCCAAGGCCAGCCAGCCCCUGGCCUCCAAGCAGGAGAAGGAUGGCACGGAGAAGCGCGGACGGGGCCGGCCACGCAAGCAGCCUCCGAAGGAGCCCAGUGAGGUGCCGACGCCUAAGAGACCUCGGGGCCGACCGAAGGGGAGCAAAAACAAGGGCGCCACCAAGACGCGGAAAACCGCCACGGCUCCAGGGAGGAAACCAAGGGGCAGACCCAAAAAACUGGAGAAGGAGGAAGAGGAGGGCAUCUCGCAGGAGUCCUCGGAGGAGGAGCAGUGAGCAGUGACCCCCAAAGCCCGCGCCAGGAGCCGAUUCUUCUGGGACUGGACAGCUCCGCCCCCCAUCACCCCCGCACCCCCAGGCCUGCCCACCCGCCCACCCCCACACACUACACAGCACACCAGCCACCACCACGGCCCCUCCCCGGGCCCAGGAGGGGGCACUGUCCCCUGUGUUUCUCCCGCCACCCCCCACGGCCCCCAACAGCGCCACUUAGCUGCACCUUCAGCACCCACUUCAGCAGGACUCGGUUCUUGCUUGGGGGGCGUCCCUCCUGCCCCCCCUUCCCCCUGGCUUCUCACUAAGGGGCCUGGGUGGGCCCCCUUGGCCUUAAAAGGGGCCCCAGCCCCGUCAUUCUAACAUGCCCCCCCCCCCACUGGCGGCAGCAGAGGUGGCCCCGGAUCACACCCCACUCGCGUUUCCAGCGUGGCGCUCACCCACUUUUCCUUCUUGCCCGGCCUAGUGCCUGCAUUAGGUCGGACGCUGUGCGCGGGGUGCAGGAUGAGGGCACCCCCUUCUCUGUCCACGCUGGGCCUCCCCUCCCCUCCGCCCAACCCGGCCCCCCAAGGUUCUGGUUCCAUCUUUUCCUCUGUUCACAAACUACCUCUGGACAGUUAGUUGUGUUGUUUUUUGUUCACUGUUUCAUUCUUCAGCACCCUCAUUGCUGCUACCAGCGCCAAACAGCCCCCGCCCUGGCCCACCCACCCCCGCUCCGGCGGGCCAGUGGCCUGGGGCUGGAGGGCAGUGGGGGCACUGACCACCCCAGUUGCAGGGAAGGCGGGGCUCUGCCCCGGAUGCUCUGUGGAGUGAGGGGGGCUUUGUUGUCCGUGGAGGGUGGAAGGCCGCCUUCCCCCCUUCUGUUGGGGAGGAGGUAGCCAAUAUUUGUCCCAGCCUGGGGCCCCCUUCUGGUUUCCUAUUUGCAGUUACUUGAAUAAAAAAAUAUUCCUUUUCUGGA